AUGCCUAAAGGGUGCCGGCUGAGGCUGGCGAAAGCCUGCCGAGACCAGAAGACUUUGGCCUCUGGUUUCCUGCUUGGAAGCCUGGUGUUGGCCUCCUGCCUGCCUUUGGUGCUGACGUCACCCAACACACUGGCCAUCCCUAAGAAGCUGCGAGAAGCUGUGGGGAAAGUGGUCGUCCAUGCCACCGCCUGCACUGUCACCUGUGGCCUCGGCUACAAGGAGGAGACUGUGUGUGAGGUGGGCCCCGACGGAGUGAGAAGGAAGUGUGAAUCGCAGCGCUUGGAGUGUCUGACCAACUGGAUCUGCGGGAUGCUCCACUUCACCCUGCUCGUCGGCCAGCACUUGGAGCUCAGCUGCCUGAGCCCGGAGAUCCUGGAGGUCGGGCAGGAAGCUUUCCGGUUCACCUGGAGACUUGCUCGGGGUAUCAUCUCAACUAACGAUGAGGUCUUCAGACCCUUCCAAGCCCGUUCCUACUUUGUGAGGUUUUUAUCUGCCCAGGAGUACGACUCUGGGACUUACCGCUGUGAUGUUCAGCUGUUAAGAAACUUGAAGCUCGUCAAGAGGCUGUAUUUUGGGCUGAGGGUCCUUCCUCCUAACUUGGUGAACCUGAAUUUCCAUCAGUCCCUUACUGAUGAUCAGAAAUUAGUGGCUGAGGGCCUGGAAGUCAGUCCGGGCAACCAUUCCAUGCCUCACCACCCACAGUGGAAAAAGAAGGUGGCGUUGGCCUUGGGCCUAGGAAUCUGCGGUGGAGUGGUUGGUGGGGUGUUGGUGAGCAUCGCCCUCUGCAGGGCGUUGAGGCACACCUCCAACCAGGACUGCUCCUGAAAGACUGACGGGAGCUCCU
Lepus europaeus (European hare) is the source of this 844-nucleotide messenger RNA. It is a transcript of the gene TMEM81, whose product is annotated as transmembrane protein 81. The coding region runs from base 1 to 825 and encodes 274 amino acids. The transcript has a single exon. The record is from RefSeq and is a predicted model, not a curated record. NCBI's taxonomy places the organism in Eukaryota, Metazoa, Chordata, Mammalia, Lagomorpha, Leporidae.